AUGGAAAGCUGUACGGAAAGCCGUAGCGCCAACAUCCUUGUCAAUUAUGCUCACAGACUCAGUUCCCUGCAUCUUCUACCUAACGCCCUCCUUGCUGGCAUUUACUUCCUCCUUCGAUACAAGAAGGGUCUUGCCCCUGGUCAACUCUCAAUGACGCCUUCGGCCAAGGGUGAUGAGCAGUUAUCAGUCCUGAAUAUUAAAGCCUUUGCUACCCGAUCCAUGAUUUCACACUGCCUAAUCAGUCUAGCAUAUUGCCUUUUGACUUUGGGCAUUAAAACCAGGAGGCCGACACUAAUUGAAUUUAUCCAGCAUAUCGACACGCCAGAAUAUCUACUCCGAAAAUGCAGUUAUUUACAGCAUGCCGCCAACACCGUCUGUCUUCUGGUGUGUCUUAAUCUGGACACCACAGAUGGACAGCUCCUGGAGUUUGACGAUGACUCCGAAGAUGCAGAGACCAUUCCGCUAAAUUUCAACAACAUUGCUGAUGAACUGGACUGA
Molecule: messenger RNA, 498 nt
Organism: Spirometra erinaceieuropaei
Lineage: Eukaryota; Metazoa; Platyhelminthes; Cestoda; Diphyllobothriidea; Diphyllobothriidae
Source: the annotation of a GenBank genome assembly